AUGUCGUCCGCGGCCACACUCACUGACGCUGUUCCCGUUGUCGCAGAUCCUUCCCUCAUCCACCCAGAAAUCGCCCGCCCUCCGAUGCCCAUCUCGCCUUACGAUGGCCACUUUCAACACGCUCAGGCACACCAAUUCGUGCCCUCGCCCUCACUAUCGUCGUCACCGCAGCCCAACAUGGCUCGAACCGACAGCGCCUCGCCAUUCCUCCACAAUGGCCCCUUUGGUCCCAACUACACCACCCACAGCCCGUACGGUGCCCCCAUUGACGCCAAUGGCCGCCGUGUCAGCAUGGCCAACUUCAUUUCCCCGGUUGGCUCUGCCGACUUUAGCAGCGAUGAAACCAAGGAGAAGCAAAGGUGCACCUAUCCCGAUUGCGGCAAGAUAUUCAAGGACCUCAAGGCGCACAUGCUCACUCACCAGAAUGAGCGACCCGAGAAGUGUCCCAUCCAGACCUGCGAAUACCACAUCAAGGGUUUUGCCCGCAAAUACGACAAGAACCGCCACACACUGACCCACUACAAGGGCACCAUGGUUUGCGGUUUCUGCCCUGGCUCUGGGUCUCCUGCCGAAAAGUCGUUCAACCGAGCAGAUGUCUUCAAGAGACACCUGACCGCUGUUCAUGGUGUUGAACAGACUCCCCCGAAUAGCCGCAAGAAGACGCCAGCCGGCGUGGCCACUGGAAAGAAACUCACUGGCUACGCUCCCGAUGCCACUGGAAAGUGUUCCACGUGUUCGCAAACCUUCUCCAAUGCCCAGGACUUCUACGAGCAUCUGGACGACUGUGUCCUUCGAAUUGUGCAACAGGAGGAUCCCGCAGAGGCCAUCAAUGCACAGCGAUUGGCCGAGGUCGAGAACGACAAGAUGGUCCACCAUACCCUGGAAAAGAACAACCUCCCAACCACAACACCGACUAUACAGGCCUCCCUGCAUGAGGACGAGGAGGAUGAUUUGGACAUGGGCGAGGACGAGGAUGCCGAUGAUGUUUCUUCCAAAGCCAACUCGUCGCCCUCAAUAAAGAAAAAAGGUAACCCUGCCAACGGUGUGCAAAAAUCCCGCGGGUUGACGCAUUCUCGGGGAGGUGUUCCGACUGCUACCAAGACUCGUGGCCGCAAGAAUCGUCGCGACUACCCAUCAUCCUGGGGCUUUGAUAAGGGCCAAAUGACGAUGCGAAAGCGUAUUAUGGCUGUCUUUGAUGGUCCCCGCAGAUUGGCCAAGGACGACAUGAUGCUUUCGACCGAUCAUGAGGUUCGCAUCAAACUGUCGGAUGGCAAAUCAUAUGUUACGGACCUUGAUGUCCAAACGCUAAAGCGGGCUGAAGGCUUCCUUGGCGCCACAGACGAUGAGAAAGGACCGUGGAUUUCUGAUGACCCCACGGAGGAACAACUGAAGGAAAUGCAUGAAAUGUUGAAGACGAGCAGUGCCCCCAUUUAA
Molecule: messenger RNA, 1434 nt
Organism: Metarhizium brunneum ARSEF 3297
Lineage: Eukaryota; Fungi; Ascomycota; Sordariomycetes; Hypocreales; Clavicipitaceae
Biological process (GO): regulation of transcription by RNA polymerase II
Cellular component (GO): nucleus
Source: RefSeq, a predicted model, not a curated record